AUGGCGUCCUUUAUCUCUUACCUCGUCUUUCUCCCUCUGCUUCUCCACUCCUUCUUCACUUCUGUAGCAGCCAGUGGCCACUGGAAGCAGACCAAAGAGUUUGAUCUCAAGAUAACAUGGGAGGACUAUGCUCCAGAUGGCUUCUCCCGAAAGAUGCUGCUCGUCAACGGCCAAUCCCCCGGUCCUGUCCUAGAGAUUGACCAAGACGACUGGGUUGUCGUGCGAGUACACAACUACUCCCCAGAGAACAUCACCAUCCACUAUCACGGCAUCGAGAUGAAGGGGACCCCUUGGUCGGAUGGCGUCCCUGGCGUGACACAGCUUCCCAUUGAGCCGGGAUGUAGCUUCACCUACAAGUUCCAGGCAACGCAGCACGGCAGCUACUGGUAUCACUCUCACUUCAAGGGCCAGAUUGAAGAUGGUCUCUACGGACCCAUUGUUAUCCACCCUCGACGGAAUGAUCCGAACCCAUUCCACCUCAUCUCGGAUGACUACGAGACUGUCUGCGCCUUGGAAGAGGCUGAGAAGCGUGUCAAGCCGAUUGUCAUCGCGGACUUUGUUCAUCUCACUUCGAAUGAGAAGUGGGAUAUGACGCUUGCUGCUGGUGUUGAGGACUCGUGCUAUGAUUCGAUCCUGUUCAACGGAAAGGGAAGGGUGGAGUGUAUUCCCAAGGAAGAAGUGGAAGCCAACCUCAACCCGGUGCAGAAGGCAUAUCUUGGUGCCGUACCUAACGGUGCCAUGACUGAUAAGGCUUGUCUCCCCGCUGCUGCUCUCUUGGCCCUCGGCGGAGGUGGAGGCAACGAAAGCGCCCUCCUCCCAGGAACCUUUUCCGGCUGCAAAGAAACCAAGGGUCAAAUCGAAGUUAUCAAGGUCUCCAACAAGCACCACAAAUCAGCCAAGUGGGUAGCCUUUGACAUUGUCGGCGCAAUCAACUUUGUCACCGGCGUCUUCUCUAUCGACGGCCACGAGCUCUGGGUCUACGCCAUGGACGGCUCCUACAUCGAGCCUCAAAAGGUCCAGGCCAUCACUGUCACAAACGGCGACAGGUACUCGGUUUUUGUCAAGAUUGAAAAGUCGGGAGAUUUCAAGAUGCGCUUCAACGCCAACAGCGCGCCGCAGCUCAUCACGGGACACGGCAUCCUCUCGGUCGACGGGUAUGGAGAAGCUCAAGAAGCUGAGGCAUACAUCAACCUCGUCGGUCUGCCCGUGUCUAAGGAAGUUGUCUUUUUCGAACAGCAUAAGGCUUAUCCAUUCCCACCUGACCCCAUUUCGCCCACUGCCGAUGUCACUUUCAACUUGAGCAUGAAGAUCGAUGGCGCGACGUAUCUCUGGGCGCUGAACGAUACACGGCUCAUGUCUGAUGAGCUUGAUGUUCAGAAGCCUACCCUGUUCAACCCGAUGCCCUACGUCAACAACAAUGUGACUAUCUCAACAAAGCUGAACCAAUGGGUUGACCUUGUCUUUGUCGCAUCCAUGGUUCCCCAGCCGCCGCAUCCCAUCCACAAGCACGGCACAAAGAUGUACCAGAUCGGCUCUGGAACUGGCGUCUUCAGAUGGAGCUCAGUCGAAGAGGCAAUGAAGGAGAUCCCCGAUCAAUUCAACAUCGUAAACCCCCCUCGGAGAGACGCCUUCACCUCCCUUCCCGCAGAGAAGGACGUGACCUGGGUGGUAGUCCGAUACCACGCCAGUAACCCAGGCCCCUGGCUUCUGCACUGCCAUAUCAACAACCACAUGGUAGGAGGCAUGAUGAUGGUCAUCCAAGAUGGCGUCGAUCACUGGCCAACCGUUCCUGAAGAGUACGCCCCUGGCCGUCAGGGGACACGUGGGAAGAAGUGGCACCACUAA
This is a messenger RNA of Fusarium keratoplasticum, 1845 nucleotides long. RefSeq lists its product as uncharacterized. Bases 1 to 1845 code for a protein of 614 amino acids. Gene Ontology annotation, molecular function: copper ion binding; oxidoreductase activity. The record is from RefSeq and is a predicted model, not a curated record. NCBI's taxonomy places the organism in Eukaryota, Fungi, Ascomycota, Sordariomycetes, Hypocreales, Nectriaceae. The transcript is spliced from 3 exons.